AUGAAUGAUAAAAGUUAUUAGCUUAAUACUUCUUAUGAUUCUUAAGGAACCUUACCACCAAAAAAUAAACAAUUCUCUCCUGUAAUUACAUAAUUAAUGAGGAAGGAUAGAGAGAUUGAAUUAAUGCGGGAUGAGCUAUCAUAAUAGAAUUAUUUAAUCGAUGAAUUGUCUUAAUAAAUUCAUUACUUAGAGUAACAACUUAAAGAUAAUGAAACAUUCAAAGAUAAAUAUUAAUCAUUAAGUGAAGAAUAUAAUUAACAAUAAAAAGAUGUAUAAAAAUUAAAAGUGCCUGUUCAAACUACUACAGCUAAAGAAAUUUUAAAUUAAUUUUUAGAAUAGGAUAAAUAAGGAGAAGAUAAUUAAAAAAUAAAAUAUAUUGAGUCUAAUCCUUAUUAUAAACAAGAAUUAUAAGAAUCUAUUUGUAGAGAAUUAGAAUAAAAAGAAAUUUUAGAUAUUUUUAUAAAGCAUUGUAAUUAAAUGAAUGAAUAGAUUAUAUCAAAGAAUUAAGAAAUCCUAUUACUGACAUAAGAAAAGCAAGAUGAAAUUAUUACCUAACUCAUAAAUAAAGAAGAAGAGUUGUUAUUUUAUAAAGAAAAAAGCAGAGUAUUUUAUGAAUUGUUAUAAUGCAAUAUGGAUAUAACUAAAUUAUAUUAAAAGUAGCAUUAAGGAUUGAGGUAAGCUUUAAAAGGUUGUUGGACAAUUAAUAUGGAUUAAUCUUAGUAAAUUGAAUAAGUGAUUAAAUUAUAUGAUAAUGUAUACUAAUAAGGUAAUUCACUUCCUUUUAAACCAAUAUUAGAUUAAAUCAAAAUAUAAUCAAAUCAUAACUAUUCAAAUAAAAUGAUGUCUUAAUUAGAGUUAUUUAUCAAUAAGGUUUGCUAAGUAGAAGGAAAGACUGCUUUUGAUAAAGUUUAGAAGAUGGUUAUGUAAAUUGACAAAUAUCAACAAAUUUGUUAAAAUAUUUAAGAAGAAAAAUAGGAAAUAAUUGAAGAACUAUAAUUUUAUAAAAAUAAAUUAUUAGAAUAAGAUGAAACUAUUAAAGAGUUUGAAAAAUUAUUAAGUUAAAUGGAAGAGAAUUAUAAUUAAUAGUUGAAUACUUAAACUCUGUAAUUAAAUGAAAUUAAUUAAAAAAAUGAAUUGAUUGCUCAUUAUCAAUUAAUUUUAGAUGACUAUAAAUCAUCAAUGUCAUCAAAAUAGGAAUAAAAAUUAAAUAACUAAUAAGAAGGCGAAAUUCAUAAAGAAGAAUAGGUAGAAGAAAUUCUCAAGAUAAUAACUAUGAUUCUUUAAGGUUAUAAUACAUUGACAAAUGAUUAUUAACUUAAUAUUGAUAUAAAUGGAAUCAAUGUGAAUAAGUACAUUAUAUGAAAUAUAUAGAAAAGUGUAAAUAGAGAUUAAUCCUGUUAUCCAUAAUUAUAUAAAUAAAAUAUAAUAAUAAGUUAAUAGUUAAUUUAUGAAUACUGGAAAAAGUUAUUAUGAAUUGACAAAUCAUAUGGUGAAUAGUUUACAAUUAAUGAAAUAAUAAUUGCCUUAACAUCAAUUGAAAGUACAAAUAUAUUAAUAAUUAAUCUAAGAAUUUUAUGAAUAAUGCAAGCAUUGAGUAUAUCGAGAAAUUUAAUUAAAUUAGUUAUUGUUAUUUUAUAAAGUAAGAAAAACUAACCAGUAAUGAAAAGGAUCUUUAUAGAAAAUAUUAUACUUAUAUUCCAAGAUUGUUAGGAGAAUUAAUAGAAAAUUAAACUCAAAUCUUCAUUAAAUUAUUAAGAGAAAAAGUUUAUAAUAGCAUAAUGUGUGAACCUAUUAUUCAAAAUAAACAAUUUUAAUGA
Paramecium sonneborni is the source of this 1817-nucleotide messenger RNA. NCBI's taxonomy places the organism in Eukaryota, Ciliophora, Oligohymenophorea, Peniculida, Parameciidae. The record is from the annotation of a GenBank genome assembly.